Messenger RNA from Mastomys coucha (southern multimammate mouse), 3852 nucleotides. RefSeq names its product dehydrogenase E1 and transketolase domain containing 1 (gene Dhtkd1). The transcript is spliced from 20 exons. Gene Ontology annotation, molecular function: thiamine pyrophosphate binding; oxoglutarate dehydrogenase (succinyl-transferring) activity. NCBI's taxonomy places the organism in Eukaryota, Metazoa, Chordata, Mammalia, Rodentia, Muridae. The coding region runs from base 246 to 3089 and encodes 947 amino acids. Gene Ontology annotation, biological process: tricarboxylic acid cycle. The record is from RefSeq and is a predicted model, not a curated record.
GAUCACAGACACCUGACUAUGACAAAUCAUAGAAUUAUGAAUCUCACAGGGGGCUCUAUAAUGGCUGAGCACUUGCUGCAUAAUGUUAACUUACCGGCACACUCUGGCUGAACAUACGGAGAUGACGUAAUGUUUAAGGUUUGAGUUCACAUCAUCUCCCACGCCAGCCAGAAAGAACUCAGUCCUACCAGUGUCCAUGUGGAUGAAUAUGGAAAUGAUCCUCUUCCAGUUGAACCUUCAGAUGAAUGGAAAUUUCACUCAACUGCUAUAUCCCCCUGAGAAAUCUUGAGCCAGACACCUUGAGCGUUUUCGACCUCAGAUUGGACAUGGCAUCAGCCAGUGUGGCAGCUGCAGGGAGAGCUCUCCGCCGGGCCGUUCUGCUUCUCCGGCGCAGUUACCAGACGGAGAGGGGCGUCUAUGGAUACCGGCCUAGGAAAGCCGAGAGCAGAGAGCCCCGAGGAGACCGUGCACGCCCCUCAGUUGACCAUGGCCUUGCCAGGCUGGUAACAGUGUAUUGUGAGCAUGGCCACAAAGCUGCCCAGAUCAACCCUCUCUUCCCUGGACAAGCCCUCCUGGAUACUGUGCCUGAGAUCCAAGCUCUUGUCCAGGCUCUCCAGGGACCCUUCACUACCACAGGACUAUUAAACAUGGGCAAAGAAGAGGCUCCUCUUGAGGAAGUGUUAGCCUAUUUGAACCAUAUCUACUGUGGGCCAAUUUCUAUCGAAACUGCCCAGCUUCAGAGCCAGGAAGAGAGAGACUGGUUUGUCAGCAGGUUUGAGGAACUGAAAAAGGAGACAUUUACCACAGAAGAACGAAAACACCUGUCAAAACUAUUGCUAGAGUCUCAGGAGUUUGACCACUUUUUGGCCACCAAGUUUGCCACAGUGAAGAGAUACGGAGGUGAAGGGGCGGAGAGCAUGAUGGGAUUUUUUCACGAGUUGCUGAAAUUGUCAGCCUAUGGCGGUGUAACGGACAUCAUUAUUGGAAUGCCCCAUAGAGGGAGGCUGAAUUUGUUGACAGGCCUUCUGCAGUUACCUCCGGAGCUGAUGUUCCGUAAAAUGCGAGGCUUAAGUGAGUUUCCAGAAAGUGUUGCCACCAUUGGUGAUGUCCUGUCCCACCUGACCUCCUCAGUGGACCUAGACUUUGGUGCCCACCGUCCCCUCCAUGUGACAAUGCUACCCAAUCCCUCACAUCUGGAAGCUGUUAACCCCGUGGCCGUAGGGAAAACUCGUGGCAGACAGCAGACUCGGGAAGAUGGGGACUACUCACCGGAUAGUUCUGCUCAGCCUGGGGACAAGGUCAUAUGCCUGCAGGUUCAUGGUGAUGCUUCCUUCUGCGGUCAAGGGAUUGUUCUUGAGACGUUCACACUCUCUAAUCUCCCACACUUCAGAAUUGGUGGGAGCAUCCAUCUAAUUGUCAAUAACCAGCUGGGUUACACCACGCCCGCAGAGAGAGGAAGGUCAUCCUUAUACAGCAGUGAUAUCGGAAAACUCGUAGGCUGUGCCAUCAUCCAUGUCAAUGGAGACAGUCCAGAGGAAGUAGUCCGAGCCACACGACUUGCUUUUGAAUAUCAGCGCCAGUUCCGCAAGGAUGUGAUUAUUGAUUUGUUAUGCUAUAGGCAGUGGGGUCAUAAUGAGCUGGAUGAGCCUUUCUUCACCAACCCAGUCAUGUACAAAAUCAUCAGAGCCCGAAAGAGCAUUCCUGAUGCCUACGCAGAGCACCUCAUUGCCAGCGGACUCAUGACCCAGGAGGAGGUUUCCGACAUAAAAGCCUCCUACUAUAGCAAGCUAAAUGAUCACUUGGCCAAUGUGGCCCACUACCGCCCCCCGGCCACUAACCUGCAGGCCCGCUGGCAGGGCCUGGUGCAGCCGGAAGCAUGCAUCACUACCUGGGACACAGGCGUGCCUCUAGAGCUGCUGCGGUUUAUUGGUGUGAAAUCCGUGGAGGUUCCAGAGGAACUGCAGGUGCACAGCCACCUUCUAAAGAUGUUUGUUCAGUCAAGAGUAGAGAAGGUGACGAAUGGAACCAGUCUAGACUGGGCCACUGCAGAAACGCUCGCCUUGGGCUCCUUACUUGCUCAAGGUUUCAAUGUUCGUCUGAGUGGCCAGGAUGUUGGCCGUGGAACGUUUAGUCAGAGGCAUGCAAUGGUGGUUUGCCAGAACACCGAUGAUGCCUACAUUCCUCUGAACCAUAUGGACCCUAACCAGAAGGGGUUUCUGGAGGUUAGCAACAGCCCCCUGUCAGAAGAGGCUGUCUUGGGAUUUGAAUAUGGGAUGAGCAUCGAAAGCCCAAAGUUGCUGCCCCUCUGGGAAGCUCAAUUUGGUGAUUUCUUCAAUGGAGCCCAGAUCAUCUUUGACACAUUCAUCUCUGGAGGAGAGGCCAAGUGGCUCCUGCAGAGUGGCCUGGUCAUCCUGCUUCCACAUGGCUACGAUGGAGCUGGGCCUGAGCACUCAUCCUGUCGGAUAGAGCGCUUCUUGCAGAUGUGCGAUAGUACAGAAGAAGGUGUGGACAGCGAUACUGUGAACAUGUUUGUGGUACACCCGACCACCCCUGCUCAGUACUUCCACUUGCUUAGAAGGCAGAUGAUCCGGAACUUCAGAAAACCUCUCAUUGUCGCGUCUCCAAAAAUGUUACUCAGGUACCCUGCAGCUGUGUCAGCUCUUGAAGAAAUGGCGCCAGGAACAGCAUUCAAACCUGUCAUUGGUGAUUCAUCAGUAGAUCCAAAAAAUGUUAAAACCCUCGUAUUCUGCUCCGGCAAACAUUUUUAUGCCCUGCUGAAGCAAAGAGAGUCUCUGGGGACUAAGAAGCGUGAUUUUGCCAUCAUUCGACUAGAGGAACUCUGCCCUUUCCCGCUGGAUGCAUUACAACAAGAGAUUGGCAAAUACAAACACGUUCGAGAUGUCGUCUGGAGUCAGGAGGAGCCUCAGAACAUGGGUCCAUGGGCUUUUGUUUCUCCAAGGUUUGAAAAACAACUGGCUUGCAGGCUCCGUCUCGUAAGCCGGCCCCCUUUGCCAGCACCUGCUGUAGGAAUUGGCAUAGUGCACCACCAGCAACACGAAGAAAUUCUCUCCAAGACCUUCACUUCCUAACGUGCUUGGAGAAAACAGGAUCGCCUUCUAAGCAACCAAAGAAAGCGUGCUCCUAGACUCCUCCUCUUCCCCCAGCUUAGUAUGGAAGUCUGUGUUCCUCUGAAAUUCUGGACUAAUCUGGACAACUGAAUCUGGAGUACAUGGGAUAUGCAGGGGAACUGAUUUUAUAAGUCCAUGAAACACAUAGUAGAUUUCACACUUUGCAGGACAAUAGUGUUUGUUAUGCUUUGCUUAGAUGUGAGUGCACUGGAAGAGGAGGUCAUUAGGCUUUUGGAUUCUGACUCCACUGUAACUGACCGUAAAUCAGUAGAGAACGUUCUUUGACCAGAAUGUGGGGCUGUGUAUAGGCAGCUCCAACAAUACCUCUUAAUUGGUUCAAUACACAUAACUUUCCAUAUCUUUCCUCCCUGUUAAGGUCAGCAAUAUUUUUAAAUGUCAUCUUAGAACUGCUCUACAAAAUGUUCUAACCGACACCACUAAAACUAGACCAUUCCAGAUUCAUGUUCUUUCAGGUUUGAUUCAUUAUCCUUAAAAGUAAAUGCUGUAAAUACAAAUUCCUGAUUGUAUGGUCUUCUAGCUCUGUACCAAUCCAGAGUCGCCUGUAGUGCAGGCUGGCCUCAUACUCACUGUAUAGCUGAGUGCUGGGAUUGCAGGCUUGUGCAACCAUUAAUGCUGGUAAUGAGUAUCCAUUAAGAAUGGUAGGCGAGCUCUCUACCACCUGAGCCACAGCCCUGGCCCCUAAUAAAUUUUAAGUUAUGAGGUA